AAAGCAACUGCGACACAAGGGUUUAUCUGUGAGGAGUGGAAGCUGAGUAACAGUGUGCCUCUGCUCUUCUCCAGCUCUUGAACCCGGGCGGAUGUUCUGACGUCACAGUAAUGUCGGGGAAAAUGCAGCUCGUUCAAGUCGCACGGCUUCUUCUGUGUCUCGUGCUUUUCCCGGACCUGUGGCACUCACAUCCAGAUGCUGGUUCACAAGGAAAAGUCAUGGGCCAAACUUUAAUCACCUCUGUCAGUGAUGCCAACUUGGUAUAUGAGUUUUUACUGAGUGGACUUGUGAUUGAUGACGACAACAAUGUUGGAAUGUGGGACCAAGAAAUGGCGUCUAUGCGGAAGGGACGAGUUUUCUUAAGCCUUAUAAAUGAUGACAUACCCAAAACUGUGCCAGCGAUGGAGGAACAGCUGGUCACGCUUGAAAAGAAAGUGCAGUCUUUUAAUCAGGAUAAUUUUGAGACACUCAUUCUGGGAAUCAUCUAUUCAGCCUACCAGGUCCGAGAGAAGAGGCAAGAGAGUCAGCGGAAGGCGUGGGCAGGUAUCCUCGGGCGCCUAGCAAAUGUCACUCUGGUUCAGCUACGCAGAUCUUGAAUUAUGCCGCAAAAUGCAGAAAACAAUCAGAGCCUCCAGUCUUUCAUCUUCACAUAUGCAUGAAACACAAUAUAGUCAAUGCUGAGAGAAAACUGUGUUAUUUGUGUAUAAUAUGUAUUUCCUUUCUGUAUGACUAUAAUUCUAAGUAAGCUUAUAAUAUCUAUAUUUCCUUUCUGUAAGUAAAUAUCAAUGGCAAGAUGGAGUCUGUAGUUGAUUGUGUAUAAUGUUUAGUAGUAGUGGAUGCCCAACUUGUUUUCAGUGUCUUUUCUUCAGUCUUGCUUUUGCUUCUCACAUGAGUUUACUGUAAUAUGUAUGAAUCAUUUGUACCCCUUGCUGCAGAAUCCUCCUACCUGGGUGGAGUCAAAAUAAAAGUCCAGGAGGUGGAGACAACUCAGUAUGUUUCAUGCAUGAUAAGUGAGUUUGUUGUUCUGUGUUAUAUAAUAUCUUGUAGGUUAGGGUUGGUCUUAUAGGAGGAGUUGGAUCAGGUCCAGCUCCACCCUAGACUUUUGGUUCUGCAGCAAGGGGUACUCAAACAUCGGGUUCUGACCAAAAUUAAGUUUUCCAUCCAGUAAUGUACUUUGACAUCUCUACUUUUGGAAACCAUAAGUAUAUUUCAUCAAAACAAUUUUUUUUUUAACUUAAAUGCUUUCAUUGUAUAGACUUUCUGAAAAGAUCACAGUUCUGCCUCUGCAGUAAAUGCACUUAGUUUGCCAAAAGGUGUCUAAAACACAUAUCAAAUAGUUCUGUAAAUGUAUUAUUUUUGGGUCUGUUAAAGGAGGAGUAGGUGUUGCAUUUUUCAGAAUUCAUAAAAUAGCUAAAGGUACAGUUAUAUACGUCAGUGGUUCUCAAUCCAGUCCUCUUGGCCCCCCAGACAUUGUGUGGUGUGAGUUGGGAUAGAGCAAAAGCAUUGACCUGAGGGGCGCUGAAGAUCGAGGACUGAUUUGAGAACCUCUGAUUUACGUAACAUCCAUCCAUGGGGUCACAUACGGGAUGUUAGAUCAACCAUGCUAAAACCAUUAUUACUAAUAUCCUCAUGAUUGUCAGAAGAUAAGAAGUGGAUUGUCCUAACUAAGUGUCACUAACCUAACUUAUAUCUUUAAUAUCAAGCCAAGCUGUUGAGGUUUAAACUAUAUGAAAGCAGCAAACUCAAAGUCAAAAUGCUUUUUUUUUCCCUCAAGAUAUUUUUGAGGAAAUCACAGUUUGUGAAUUACAGUGUAACUUUUGGAAUUUGUGACAGAAUUUGUGAUUGAAACAACUUGACUAACAGAGACAGAAUUCGGAAAAACUAGGACAGUAUGUGCUUAGUCCAACAUUAUACAAACAUAAGACUUCUCUAUCCAAACACCGCAUAGUCCUCUCCAUAGACUGUAGUGUUCUUCGAAAAAGUGUCUCUUGCUCAAGAUGCUUACAUUGCUUACAAAGCAAACACUCACUGGAUGCAAUGUAGAUUUUAAUCAGAGGCUAGAUUUCACCAAAAAAGUCAUAUUUUGUGAUUAUAUAAACAAACAGAAUUACUUGAUGAAGUCUAUGAUUUGGCUGGUUUAGUUCUACAAGAUCUCUGGGCUCUUUCUAACUCUGGAGUCUGUCAGCUGAAAUCAGGGACAAAUAUGAAGUUGUGAAGCAUCACUUCACCCAGGUACACACAGAUGGCUAAUGUGACGUAAAACAGCAUCGACAAAAAUAACAGUACAUGAUCAAGGACAUACAUCAGUAUAGUAUGUACUGCUAGUCUGUAUAGUACGAACUCUGCUCUGUUCUCUGCAGUUCAUACACUUUGGAAGUCUCUAUAACCAUCCAUUUUUUUAAAACUGGUACACUUGCCUUAGUCUUGCUUUUUGGCUAUAUACAGUAUUAAAAGCAGAUUUGGAUCCAUAACUAGGGUAGCCAACAUUCCAUGGGACAGAAGAUGAGGCAGCAGGGGAGGAACCACUCUCUAUGUGACAGUGAUUCUCAAAUCCAAUCUUUGAGGCUCAGUGCCAUUGGUUUUUUCAUGUUUUCCUUGCUCCAAACACAACUCUACUUAUCAAGCUCUCCAUAAGUUAGAUCAGAUGUGUCAGAAGCAGUAUACACAUGGCUGACAUGUACACUGAUGCCUUCUUCAAUACUGCAUCCUUCAGCCUGUGACCAGGAAAUCAAUCAAAGUCUGCCAUCUGUAAGGAUGUAUCAAAUCUUAAAAUGCAUGUGGAAGAAUCAGAGGCUUCUAGAUCAAGGAUACACAGAUGCUUCCUGUGUGAAAAUCUUAUUAUUGUAGUGUGUGUUAUAAGCAUACGCUAUAACUGUAUAAAUCUCCCAAAUAAUAAGAAGCACAAAUACAAAAAAAGCAUCCAAAAAUAAACUAAGGAAUGGGGUACAAACAAAAUCUGGAUAAAUGUCAAUUGAUGUCAUGUCAAAGCCUGAAUCGGUGUCACGCUACAACUCCCGGAACAACAACGCGGCCUACAAACAUGGCUGCCGCAAACUACAACACCCAGCACACACAAACCUAUCGUCAUUCUGAUCACCCACAUCUGUACACAAUCACAGUCACAGCAUUUAGGGACUUCCAAACCACAAUCUCACUGUGAAGUAUGUGCUCUGUGUCUGUUGUCAGAUGUUACCAAGCCUUGGAUUUUGUUGGGCUGACUCUGGAAUUUUUAUCUUAUUUCUGGUUAACCUUUUGUUUUUUUCCCUUUUUGUCCUGUCUAUGCUGUUUGCCUGUUGCUUGACCAUUGCUUGCCUUUUGUUCCUGAGAUUGUUUUAUGAUUUGGAUUUGUCUGCAAGCUGUUUAAAUAAACAUUUUGUUUACCUGCA
This is a messenger RNA of Pangasianodon hypophthalmus (striped catfish), 3386 nucleotides long. Its product is annotated as protein FAM180A. Bases 111 to 596 code for a protein of 161 amino acids. NCBI's taxonomy places the organism in Eukaryota, Metazoa, Chordata, Actinopteri, Siluriformes, Pangasiidae. The transcript is spliced from 3 exons. The record is from RefSeq and is a predicted model, not a curated record.